AUCUGUCUGACUAUUAAAACAGAUUUAUACCGUCAGAUUCUGUUUUUUUGGCAGCAAGCUCAAGGUCGCUAAGCGGGGCGUGCACUGGGAGCCAGCAGCAAAGACUUAGCAUUCUUACAAGCAGAUGCUACACAUCAUUGCAAAACUCAAUCUCGACUAUGAAGUCGCUUUCAGAGGCUGCUGCUUCUAAAAGGCGCAGGUAUCUGCCAUGGUUUGGCACAUAUAGUCGACCGUCUGUAGUCCAAGGCUCUGAGAAGGCGUCUGCGGGCCUCGCGUUUGCGACCCGAAGAAGAGCUUGGAGCCACAAGGGUCGCGAAUCCCGGAAACCCUUGGGCGAGAUAAGUCGAUCGUAUAGCUCUAAUACUACGAUCGCCUCAGAUUCAGGGCCGCUCGGAGCAUUGCAAAGACCCGAGGCUUCGACUUUACUAAAGGGCUCUCAUGAGCCAUCUGCACCAGAUUACUCGGUCGGUGGCAUUUCUCGGCUUACAACAUAUAGACCUGCUACCGCAGUACAGCAGCUUCCAAAGGGGUCAUCCGACCAUUCGGCAGCCCCGGAGUUCUGGAGCCACAAGUUACAAAAGAGUCCCGAAGGCAAAGACAUUGUUGUGCACUAUUGUAGAAGCCUGAAAAGCAGUGAAGGGAUCGCACAGCUAUUUUUGAAGGAUGAUCUCAUUGGGCUUGACCUGGAAUGGAAGGCUUCAGCCUCGGCAUGGGAUAGCAUUCAAGAUAACGUUUCGCUGAUCCAGAUUGCGAACCGACAUCGCAUCGCACUUUUUCACGUGGCACAGUUCAGACCGGCAAAAGCUCUCGUCGAUCUCGUACCACCUACGCUGAAGCGAAUCAUUGAGGACCCGGCAGUCACUAAAGCUGGCGUGUCGAUUAAAGCGGACUGUACACGCCUGCGAAAGUUUCUGAAGAUAGAUGCGCACGGAAUCUUCGAGCUGAGCCAUCUAUAUAAGCUCAUCAAGUACUGCCAAUCGGAUCCGAAACUGAUCAACAAACGACUUGUCAACCUGAGUGAGCAGGCGGAGGAGCACCUCGGGCUACCCUUGGCAAAAGAAGUGACCGUGCGGUGCGGUGAGUGGUCGACGAUUCUGGAUUAUCGCCAGGUUCAAUAUGCUGCGUCUGAUCCUUACGCAUGCGUUUGCUUAUAUGAUACGAUGAACAAAAAACGACAAACUCUCGAACCAGUGCCUCCUCUCCCCGCCCACGCCGAAUUGAAUUUACCCAUUCGUGUUAUGUGCGAUGCGCCUGUCACUGCUGAUGUGGAAGAAGUCGAAUUGUUUCGACCUGAGGAUGCACCCGAAGAUCCGAAAUGUACCAUUUAACACAUUCGGAGAACAUAUGGAUUUACCCCUCCUCCUAUCUCGAAACAUCAGGUCAGAGCAUUUCAUCUCAACAUAUCAAGAUUCUGUGUUGAAGGGCUUUCGCCUGCAGCAUCAGUGAACUAAGUCAUUUCACCCUUCAUCUACAUGAAACAUGGGCUAGAAACAGCAUGCGACAGCCGGACCAUUUCUAUGGUAGUAACCGUGGGAAUUAUAAAGACAUGCGGUUACACUAGACUCUACUUGUAGACCAGGACUAUGAAGUGAAGGCUACAAUACCAGCUGAA
Molecule: messenger RNA, 1612 nt
Organism: Aspergillus saccharolyticus JOP 1030-1
Lineage: Eukaryota; Fungi; Ascomycota; Eurotiomycetes; Eurotiales; Aspergillaceae
Product: 3'-5' exonuclease
Exons: 2
Coding region: 159-1328 (389 amino acids)
Biological process (GO): nucleobase-containing compound metabolic process
Cellular component (GO): nucleus; cytoplasm
Molecular function (GO): 3'-5' exonuclease activity; nucleic acid binding
Source: RefSeq, a predicted model, not a curated record